Molecule: messenger RNA, 498 nt
Organism: Macroventuria anomochaeta
Lineage: Eukaryota; Fungi; Ascomycota; Dothideomycetes; Pleosporales; Didymellaceae
Exons: 1
Source: RefSeq, a predicted model, not a curated record
AUGGAUAUCGUUCAGUCUUCGCGCGCCUACUUUGCCAUGCCGUCGCCCACGCCUGAGGAGAAGAUCACUCUGCAAGCCUCCAACACAGUCUACACCUACCACUGCCUCUGCAGCCACCUCCUCCUCGCAACAACCACACCUCUGCCCGCCCUUCCCACACGGCAGAAUUCGCAAGACAAGGCACACAUCAUGCCCCUCCCACCCGCGCCCUCUUCAUCAAACAAGUCCGAAUCGAACAGCCACUACGGCCUCCUCCUCUCCAUGCGCCAAGAGCGCACCGCCGAGAUCAUGACCAGCGACGACGGCUUCGAAAAGCGGUAUCUCCAGCGGUGCGGGCGCUGCAACCUCGCCGUGGGCUACCAGCUGGACUGGGCGCAGUUCGGGAGCGACCGCACGGGGCGCCGCGAUGACGUCGUGUUCCUGAUUCCCGGUGGCUUCAUGACGACGUCCGAGAUGAUCAACUACAAGAAGAGCACAAGCGCUGCGGCGAAUGGUGCU